AUGGAGCGGAUCAGUCUGGACCAGUCUGCUCUACAGGCAGUGGACGAGUAUUGUGAGUACAGGAGGAUCGUGGGAGAGGAUGAUGGAGGAACAUUGUUCACGCCACAGCAGUAUGAGGAGUACAAGAGGAGAGUGGUCCCCAGGCGCAUACAGAACCGCCUGUAUGUGAGCUAUGGUGUUGCCGGGGGCCUUGACUGCAAACUGAUCGGCCCCGAGACCCCCUGCUUCUGCACACACAGGUACAAGCAGCACCAGUCUGAGUAUGAGGAGCUACCCACACAGCGCCCCCUGGUGUUGCCAUGCCAUGUGCAUGGCUGCCCGUGCUCACAGUACCAGUAUGUUCCUCAGAUGGGCUCCCGACCAGUGCGCUGCAGGUGCAAACAUCUGCCUGAGGAGCACGAAGCCACCAUGGGACACCUGUGCUCCAGAUGCAGCUCCUGUCGGGGGUUCUACAGUCCCUCUACCUGUGGGUGUGGUCAGCCCUACUCCGCCCAUCGCACGCUGGUGGAGAGCAGACAGGAGAGGCAGGCCCGUGGAGCUCCUCUGGGUUGGGACGUCCCGUACGCGGCCAUGGGGGGUUUGACAGGGUACAGCUCUCUCAUGGACGGAUACCUCAGACUGGACAGCAGCGGAGCAGGACACACGGGGAAUACAUGUGAUUGCCCCUGCUGGAGUAAGGCCAGGUGCUCCACAAGAACUACCAUUCUGAACCACCAGAUGCUCAACAGCGGAUCAGAGGAGGAAAUCUACUUAAUGUAUCAAUCCAGGGCUCAUGACAAGGACAGAGAGAGUCCAAAUCCCCCAAAAUCUGAAAACAUCAGCUCACCAUCAGCAGAAGGCACUCACUUGUAG
Periophthalmus magnuspinnatus is the source of this 852-nucleotide messenger RNA. RefSeq names its product family with sequence similarity 221 member A (gene fam221a). The record is from RefSeq and is a predicted model, not a curated record. The transcript has 6 exons. Lineage: Eukaryota; Metazoa; Chordata; Actinopteri; Gobiiformes; Gobiidae. Bases 1 to 852 code for a protein of 283 amino acids.